AUGUCCACUCUCAAUGUUGCACGAUGCUACUAUGAUGUGAAGGAUCGACCUGAAUAUCCUCAUCUCUUUCAAGAUGUAUCAACUCAAUACCACAACACUACAAUGCAAAAUUUUAACCUCAAUCUUUGUGUGAAUUUCAUACAACGUUGUUCAGAAGGCACUUGUCAUAUAAUCAGUCAUCCACUAGUUUCUUCCCAUGUAAUUUCAUGCAGCCAGUUUUUCCAGAAUGGUUCGAGAUUUUUACGUCGUAAUAUUUAUCAUCACUUUCUCGAUCUUCAAGUACUUGAUGGAUUGUUUCCCAACGUCAUUCAUCUUGCUCGACAAUGGUUCAACAAUGAUCAACCUUGUCCUUCUAUUUUUGAAGAUGGUUUCAUUGCUUAUCCUCUGGCUAUUGAUAUUAUUGUUGAAUUUCGUGAGAAUGUCGAAGUCAUUCAUGGUCUGGAUCUGGAUCAUAUGGCUGGAGUUAGAAUGAUUCCGACAUGUGAAGAAGCAAUUCAAUCGCUCAACAAAACAAAGUUUGAAGAAGACAGUGUUAAGAAGAAUCAGUGUUCUAUUUGUCUGGAAUAUUUUUGUGAUGGUGUUGAGGUUUCGAUGAUGCCAUGUCACCAUGUUUUUCAUCAUACUUGUAUCGUUCGGUGGCUGAAAACUAGUCAUCUAUGUCCUUUAUGUCGAUAUUCUAUGCCUGUGGGCAAUAAUUCUUAG
This is a messenger RNA of Prosopis cineraria, 702 nucleotides long. RefSeq lists its product as uncharacterized. Gene Ontology annotation, biological process: protein ubiquitination. The transcript has a single exon. Gene Ontology annotation, molecular function: ubiquitin protein ligase activity. Gene Ontology annotation, cellular component: cytoplasm. The record is from RefSeq and is a predicted model, not a curated record. The coding region runs from base 1 to 702 and encodes 233 amino acids. Lineage: Eukaryota; Viridiplantae; Streptophyta; Magnoliopsida; Fabales; Fabaceae.